Lucilia cuprina (Australian sheep blowfly) is the source of this 4798-nucleotide messenger RNA. It is a transcript of the gene twin, whose product is annotated as CCR4-NOT transcription complex subunit 6-like. The transcript has 9 exons. The record is from RefSeq and is a predicted model, not a curated record. Lineage: Eukaryota; Metazoa; Arthropoda; Insecta; Diptera; Calliphoridae. The coding region runs from base 546 to 2243 and encodes 565 amino acids. Gene Ontology annotation, molecular function: poly(A)-specific ribonuclease activity; protein binding. Gene Ontology annotation, biological process: nuclear-transcribed mRNA poly(A) tail shortening. Gene Ontology annotation, cellular component: CCR4-NOT complex; nucleus; cytoplasm.
GCAGGUUUUUGAACUAAUGACGACCAAGUGUGAAAAAGUGGCGGCGAUCAGUAAAGAAAAAAAUACUUUUUUAAUAAAAACAAAUAAAAAUUUUAAAAUAUAAGUGGAAAAAAGUGAAAAAUAAGCAAAUAAAUUAAUACGUUUUUGUUGAAACAUUUUAUAAUUUCAAAAAUACCGAGUAGAAUUUGUGUUGAAAAAUUGCAAAACCAAAAUUUUGUGUUUCUUGGUAAAAGGAAUACUUUACCUUUUCUGAUAGAAAAAACGAGAAUCAAAGAAGAGAAGAAACAAAAAAAAAAGAGGAAUAAAGCCAAAAUUUAUAAAACUUAAAAAUCAAAUAUCUAUAUAUAAAUUAAAUUUCUGUAGUGGAGGCCUAAAAAAUGCAACACUGCAAAAUUUGUAUUGCUGUUAUUUGUUGGAGCAUAGUCAGAAAAGGGAGAAAGAGUGAAAGAAAAAUACGAAAACAUAGAAAAGUGUGGUUAAGUUAAACGCAAAAGAGAAAUAUAUUUUUCAAUAAAAUAAUAAUAAAUAAAUAAAAUAUUAACUAAAUGAAUUAUUCAAAAGACGCUUAUCAUCAGGCGGUUAUUAUGAAAGGUAACCUGUAUAAAAUGUCUCGUAACAAGGACAAAUAUGAAAGCGGCAAUCGUAGACAACAGAUUUUUAUGUCUCCCGAAGACGUGGCAGCUGGCAAAAAAUCUAACUGGACUGGUAUUGAGAUAACAGGCUGCGUCCGCAAUAUUAGUCCUUCAUUAUGGGAAUUUGAACAUUUAACAGCUUUAUAUUUAAAUGAUAAUCAUUUGUUACGUUUACCAGCUGAUAUUGGACUAUUGGUUAAUCUUCGUACAUUAGAUGUAUCCAGUAAUAAAUUACGUAGUUUACCUGCUGAAUUGGGUGAAUUGAUACAAUUAAGAGAACUUUUGUUAAAUAAUAAUUUUCUUCGUGUUUUACCCUAUGAAAUUGGCAAAUUAUUUCAUUUGCAUGUUUUGGGUUUAAUGGGUAAUCCGCUACAAAAGGAAUUUCUAUCCAUAUAUAAUGAACCCAAUGGUACACAAAAAUUAUUAACAUAUAUGUUGGAUAAUUUGUCAAUUUCUGUAACACCACCACCUCAGCGGCCAUGGAUACCUUUGGCAAAGCCUAACAAAACCAGACCAGCCUGCAUUUUUACCGUCAUGUGUUACAAUGUUCUAUGUGAUAAAUAUGCCACCCGUCAAAUGUAUGGCUAUUGUCCGUCAUGGGCUCUUAGCUGGGAAUACAGGAAAAAAGCCAUACUCGAUGAGAUACGUCAUUAUUCGGCUGAUAUAAUAAGUUUACAGGAAAUUGAAACGGAACAGUUUUACAAUUUCUUUUUACCCGAAUUAAAGAAUGAUGGUUAUGAGGGCAUAUUCUCACCCAAGUCAAGAGCCAAAACAAUGUCUGAGAUGGAACGUAAAUAUGUGGAUGGUUGCGCUAUUUUCUUUAGAGCCUCAAAAUUCUCUCUUAUCAAAGAGCACUUAAUUGAAUUCAAUCAAUUAGCUAUGGCCAACGCUGAGGGUUCAGACAACAUGUUGAAUCGUGUUAUGCCCAAGGACAACAUUGGUUUAGCCGCUUUACUUAAGGUCAAAGAAACUGCCUGGGAUCCUAUUACCGAAGUUACCCAGAUAUCUCAAGCUCUCUUAGUGUGCACUGCUCACAUUCAUUGGGAUCCGGAAUUUUGUGAUGUCAAACUUAUACAGACCAUGAUGUUAAGCAAUGAAUUAAAAUCCAUUAUAGACGAGGCUAGUCACAGUUUUAGGCCUGGCCAUAAGAAUGACUCAAAUAGUGUACAACUAUUGCUGUGUGGUGAUUUUAAUUCUUUGCCUGAUUCUGGUGUUAUUGAGUUUUUGAGCAAAGGACGCGUUCACAUGGAUCAUUGUGACUUCAAGGACAUGGGCUAUAAGGCUUGUCUACAACGUUUACUCUCAAAUGACACCAGUGAGUUUACGCAUUCCUUUAAGCUGGCCUCCGCCUACAGUGAAGACAUAAUGCCGCAUACUAACUAUACGUUCGACUUUAAGGGCAUUAUCGAUUAUAUAUUCUAUACCAAAACAGGCAUGGUACCGUUAGGACUUUUGGGCCCUAUCUCCAACGAAUGGUUGCGAGAAAACAAAGUUGUGGGUUGUCCUCACCCACAUAUACCCUCCGAUCAUUUUCCAUUGCUGGUGGAAUUAGAACUUAUGCAUACGGCUAGCCAACAAGCCCCACCAAAUGGCCUCAUUAGUAGACGGUAGCAAUAAAACGUCCGUACAAAGACAACGUCAUCCCAAAGAAACCUCUUAAUAUCUCUACUAUUACAACUACUGCUGCUGCUGCUACUACUACUACUACAACUGUGUUUAGAGUUAAGAAGAAGGAGGAGAAGAAGAAGGAGUAGGAGAAGAGGUUUUCAUAUAAUUUAUUAUGCUGCCGUUGUCAAAAUACAAAAUAAAACUAAUGUCUUAGUUGUCGUCGUCGCCGUCAUAGUUGUCAUCAUCGCCGCCACAUCGGUAGUAUCUGUCGUCGUCGUUGUCUUCAUCAUACAAACAGCAACAACAAAAACAAAUACAACCACCAACACAAGGACCACAAGAACAAUCUUCAACAAACUGAUGUCAUGAUCAUGAAUGAAUUAUUUAUUUCUUAAGUUUUACAACAAAUUCAACACAACUACAAAAACAACUAAUAAGUAGAAAUUAUUUCUCUUUUUUUUUAAUUUAAAUGCUUCAUACUUCAUCUAGCUAUACAAAAAAAAACUCUUUUUAAUUAAAUACUAUUAAAUUAGUUUCUGAUUUUUUAGCUUCUGUUUCUUUAAUUUUCUUACAUAAUAAUACCGCUAUAUGUCUCUGUAUGUCUUUUACUUUCAAAAUUUGAACUAAAUUGUAUAAAAUUAUUUACUCCCUUGAGAAAAGAUGAGUUUGAGAUUUGUAUGUAUGUUUGUAGUUCAAAUACAGAAAUUUUUUUUAGUAACAUUAGUUAAAUUUAUAGCAAAUUCGAAGUUGAUUUUCGAAUUUUUCGUUUCUUUUUUGUUCAAUUUUACAAAAUGUAAGAAAGAAACAUAUUUGUAUAAUUUACGUACAAGAUCUUGUAGUUUAACAUCCAAAAUGAUUAUUUCAGAUUUAAAGUUCAAGCUAACAAAGUUGAGUUGUUUAAUAUUUUUAUUAAAACAAGUUUUUCUUAGCAAAUUAAUGUUACAGAUUUUAUUUUCAUUUAUACUUAAUAUUUUUUUUACUUAUUUUAAUUUUUAAUAAACACUCACUUUUAAGUUUAAAUUUUCCCCUCUCUCUCUUAAACUCAUCUUUUUUAUGUACUGCAAUAUUACUAAAAUAUUUUUCUUAAUCAAUAUCUUCUUUUCACAACUAUUACAAUAACUAUUUUACUCUAAUUAUAAUUGAUUAGAUUUCGCCGGUAUACAUAUGCAUAAAUAUAAAGCAAUAUAAACUAUCUUUUCGACAAGCGUUAAUAAAACAACGUUAAAUACCAAUACCAAAUUAAUUGAAAAUCAAGUUAACUUCCCAUUAAAACAAAGUAAAAAAAGAACAACUUAACCUGACACGCACACGUUUUAUUAUUAUAUUUUUUUAUUUUUAAACGGAAUAUUUGAUUUUCCAAAAGUUUUUUUUUUUUUAACAGAUACUCCUUAACAAUUGCUUGGCUUAUCUUACAAAUAUUUUUUUUAUUAUAAAUUUUCUUCUUUAAUUUUAAAAUAUUUUCUUCUAAAAGAAAGUUAAAAAGAUUAUUGUAAUAUUAAGUUUUAAAAUAGUAAUCAUACAUGCACCCACAUUUAUAUUAAUUUACAUAAUUUUUUUUUAAUUUUAAAAAGUGUAAUUAAUAAUAAUUUGUUUAAAAUAGUUUGCUUUUUUUUAAAGAAACACUAAAGACAUUAUUUUGUAUACAAUCUACAACAAACUCUAUCCCUUUCUCUUUGUUUCCCAAAACCUUUUCCUCUUCCCCUUUUUCCCAUUUUCAUACAAUAUUGUUUCUUAAUAUUUUAUUAGGUUUUAAGUAAUAAAUAAUUUAUACAUUGUAAAAUAUGCACUUUAAACAAAAACUUAACAAAUUUAUAGAAAAUAUAUCAUAAGAUCUAUAAAGAAUCAAUCACAACAACAACAAAAAAUAAAAGAAACGUCUCUUAACAUUAAUAAUUAAAUACAAAAAACUCAAACAAAAAACCAGCAUUAAAAAAUUUUAAAUAUUUUGUUUUAUUCAUUUUUUUCUUGUAACUACAGACUUUUUAAAAAGUUUUCUUUUAAGGAUAUAAUUUUGGUUGUUUUCCUCUUCUAGCAUAUUAAAAAUAAAGUAAAAAACAAAAUCAUAUUAAAAAUUUUAGCGUAUUUUUAUAUAGUAUUACAAAAAAAAAAACGUUAAAUAUGAAAAAGUUUAAUAAAAUAAAAAGAAAUUCGAUUAAUAUAAACAAAAAUAAAUGAUCAAAUUUAAAACAAAAAAAGUAAUAACAAUUAAAAGAAAAAUACAACAUUAAGGCCUAUUAUUACAACAUGGCAAUAACUAAAGUUAGAAUAUUAUAAUGCAGAUAGGUCUUUUUCUAUUUAUUUUAAUUGUAUUUUAGUUAAUGGAUAUCGUUAAAGGAUAAGAAAAUCUUUCUCCCAGCUUAUCUUUCAAUAUAAAUAUAAUAACUAGAAACAAGUUAUCGGCAUUAUAAAAUCCUACCUUUAGUUAUUGGCAAGUUGUUAUAAUGGUUUUAAAUAUAUAAUUCUAUAUUGGCAAUGUUAAUCGUAAUUAUUAAUUCAUAACAAAGAAAGUGCUGGUCUGACUAUUUUGUUAAACAAGCGAUACAAACAAGUCUACAAAA